AUGAGAGAGGUCACCAUUCUCGUUGAAAACCUUACUGGCUGCGACCUCGAGCUGUCUCGAGUGGUGAGCCAGGAUGGCACUCCCAGAAACCCACCGCCCGAGGUUCUGAGCAGAGCAUGCAAGCUGUCCUGGCUAGGACGGACCAAAGAGGGCCAACGCACUGGCUGCGCCAUGGCCAUUGAGUUCCGGUCGAAGGGCAGCGGGUAUGCUGACACGAGGCCGUCAAGGAAGUCCUUCAUGCUGGCCGUUCAGCUUCCGCGUCCAUCGCAAGGAGUGGUCUCCUGGCUUGGAGCUCUCUCAAGUCCUGGUGGAGACGUGCCGAAGUUCGCAGCACGCUUGCAGGACCUCGCUCCUGGGCAGAGCCCAGGUGAUGUCCGGCAGCUGCUGGAACAGGCACCCCCUCUUCAAAGCCACGGCUCUGCGGCUGGCUGCGAGUGGCUGGUAGUACGGCGUGAAGCGGAGUUUGUCGAUGUUCGCCUCCGUCUGCUUCCCGAAGAUACGGCCGUGCCGGAACAGAGGUCCGAGGAACUUCCACCAGAGCUGACUCAGAAGGAUGAGUUUGGGCUUUCGCCCAAGACACUGCUUGCCCUUCGCCUUGCGCCGCGGAUGCCAGCAAACUCUCUGUCGUUAGAUGUGCCGGCAGACCUCAUCAAGGACCCCAGGUCGUGGACGGUGGAGGACAUUAGCGUUUGGCUGCACUGGCUGGGCAUAGGCGAGCACGUGGAGGCCUUUGCCUCUCGCAACGUGGAUGGACGCCUCCUGCUACAGCUCGGGGCGGACUCUGCUUGGGCCGAGUUAGGUGUCACCGACCCUGCGCAGCAGCGCGUCCUGGACUCUGCUGUGGAGCCACUCAGGUGUUUCCAUCAAGGAAGCGGUCUUGAAUCCGGCCUUGCACUGCACGCGAUUGAGGGCCCUGUGGCCGGCCGUGUUUUUUUGGUGGGCAGCGGCGGGGUCACUGGUGGCCGCCACUGCGCUUCCAACGGAAUCGUGCUCUCAGAGAACUAUGUGUCAAGACGGCAUUUCUUGAUUCUCCGAGACCGCAGCGGGCAGUACCUUCUGCAAGAUGUCGGAAGUACAACUGGCACCUUUCUUAUGGUCCGGGAAGAAUUGCCGUUGGACCAUCAGAUGAUUAUCCAGCUCGGCACCACAGAGCUGACCGUGUACAUUGAAGGGGAUUGCUGCACGCUGCUCGCAACAGAGGGUCCUGACAAGGACAUCAGCGCGAUGGUGCCUCCGCAAGGCCUCGCUAUUGGCAGAGAGGCGGGAAACGGACUUUGCAUCAGAGAUCCUCAGAUCUCUGCAUUCCACUGCAAGGUUCGCCCCGUCCCCGACCAUGGCUUCAUCUUGGAUGAUGAGUACUCUACGAAUCGCACGUGGCUGCGCUUGGCCGCAGAUGGUCAGCCAUCCAGGCGGUAUUUGCUUCGAAUUGGCGACCUCUUCAAAGUGGGAUCUACGCUCUUCCACGUCGUCGAGCCACCGCCCAUGGAAGACGUUCCGGGCGAGGCUUUGCCUUCAGCUUUGGACAGAUUGGAUCACACCCGCUUUCCCACCUCGCCCAGCUCUGCUGAAGAGCCGGAGCUGAGUGAUGAUGCUGAAGUUGCCGUGCCAGCAGCAAUGCCUACGGAGUCUCAGCUUAGAUGGGAGCCCAUGCUGGAGGGUGACGCGAGGCAGUCGCUCUCGCCAGAAGAAUAUGCACGGCGUUUGACAUCUUCGCGACGACGGGUGGCAGAAGGUUCUGCCAGAAGAUCGGCAGGGACCGCCAACGAUCUACAGGGAAGCCAGGACGCCCGAGUCUUCGACAUGCAGGAGAGAGAGCUCUCUUCUUUACAGCAGCGCAUGCGAAACUCGCGCGCGCAGACUGCUUACACGCUGCAGCAGCAGCGGCAAGGAGAAGAAGGGAAGAGGGAUGAGCAGCGAGACGAAGACCUUUGCAAAAUCUGCUACGAUGCAGUCAUCGAUGUGGUGCUCUAUCCAUGUGGCCACUAUAUGCUGUGCAGAUGGUGCGCGCAGAUGGUUUCAGACUGCCCCGUUUGCAGAUAUGUCAUCACAGAUGUCAUUCGCACUUACAAGGCCUGA
This is a messenger RNA of Symbiodinium sp. CCMP2456, 2076 nucleotides long. The record is from the annotation of a GenBank genome assembly. Lineage: Eukaryota; Dinophyceae; Suessiales; Symbiodiniaceae.